Messenger RNA from Gongylonema pulchrum, 696 nucleotides. The record is from the annotation of a GenBank genome assembly. NCBI's taxonomy places the organism in Eukaryota, Metazoa, Nematoda, Chromadorea, Rhabditida, Gongylonematidae.
AUGCGCGAAAAACAGCUAAUCAUCGAAGCACUGGACGAUUGGGAUGUUUUGACACCAACUUGGUUCGAGGUUGCCGACUACCUGAGUGUUAUCGAAGGUCUUCAUGAGAACGAGAAUUUCAGUGAACGCCAUCGAGCUGCUCUACUUGCUUCGAAGGUUGCCUACUGCUUGGGUGAUUACAAUGGCGCACUCAAUCUUGCAUUAGCUGCUGAGGAUAAGUUCCAACUUACGCCACGACCAUCAUCUGUUCUUGUUGGCUCACAAGAUGAACAGUAUGUGAACAAAAUAAUCGAGCAUGCGCUGGAUACGUACAAAAAAGCGAAACGAAAUGAGGAUACGAUCGAUCCACGCCUUGAGCGACUGAUCAAUCGGCUGUUCGAGCGAAACAUGAAACGACGUGAAUUGAGAUAUGUAAUUGGAUUGGCACUGGAUACACGUAGAACAGAUAUGAUUAUGGCCGCUUUUAAGGCAUCCGAUGAUCAGGCAACACUGUUAACCGAAACGGUGGCCAAAGUACUGGAGUCUCAAAUGGAUCGUGCAUUCCGGAGUAUCGUGCUGGAUUUGUUGUUUCGUUUAUUCGCUGAAUUGGAUGAGCCGGAUUUCGUGUCGAUGUGCCAGUGUUUGAUAAAGCUUGAAAAGCCAGAUGAUGUAGCCGAAAUUCUGCAACGACUAGUUUCCACGAAGGUAAUUUUUUGA